AUGGACUUCAAAAACUUCAAUCCCGCCGCUCCCGCCGCGCGCCAGCAACCCGCGCCCCCCCACGGCCGCUUAAACCGUUCCGUCAGUCAGAAAGCUGCCGGCGACGUGACGUUAACGGCGGAGGAGUUGGCGGAGAUGGAGCAGGAAAUGGUUAAGUCCAAGACGAAGGUCAUGGCGUGGUUUACGAAAUCGGAGUCGGAAGGUGCGCCGAUUAACGCUCCCCCGCCCGCCGCCUCCCCUUUCGAGGAAGUCGGCGGACUCGAAACCCCCCCUAUGGGGAAGAAAGGGCUUCCGCCGAGGCGGGGGGACGCGCCUCCGCACGGGAAGCCGCCCGCGCCGCAGGAUUUGAGGAAAUGCGCGACGCGGGUGUUUUCGUCGCAGCACGUGCCAGAGUGGGUCGGCAAAGGGGACAGCGGCGCGUUCAAGCGGUCGCAAUCGUGCCGCGAAAUGGGCCAAUCAGGAAGCGUUCUUAGAUCGCGUUCGGUAGAGGGCCCUGGAGUGAUGUACAGACCGUCAGGGGCGGGAGGAGCAGGAGGGGCAGGAGGGGCAUUAGGAACGGGUUCUCCGUACGACGGCGUAGGGAGGAGACCAGGAAUGCCAGGCGGUCCGGGCGGGAAUAAAGACCUAGCGAAGGUUCUAUCGCGGACGGAGCAAGCGGCGGAAAAGGUUAAGAUGCUGCUUAGCCGGCCACCGGACCGCCGGUUGACGCGGUCGCUAAGCGCGAUGAAAAAGAACGACCGAGUAAAUCUAGGCGUGGGGGGGAUGGGGCCGGCCGGGGGAAUGGGGGGAAACUACAGCCCCGGACACGCGGGCGCGUAUGGGUACGCGGGGGAGGGCAGCAGCGGAGGUGGGGGAGGAGGCGGGCGGGGGGGCAUGGGCGGAAUGGCUGCUAGACCGCGCGGAGACCUGCACUUGCGCCGGGCGUUUUCGGAAGACAGGCGCGCGCUUAACUCCGCGCCUAUGCCCGCUAGGGGAAGCUUUGCGCCGCCAGGCGGAGGUGUGGGCGCGCGGAGGGGGGAGGAUCCGCGGCAGCGAAUCCUUGCCCCCCGCGGGCUGGGGCAUUCGGGGGACAACAGCCCUAGCCGCUCCCCCGCGCGCCCGCUCGGGGGGGCCGCCACGUCAGCGCCACGUCAGCAGUACAGAGACGAAGACGGGCGGGCGAGUCAGGGGUAUGAUGAUUAUAGUAGGAGCCCUUCCCCCGAUUGGAGGGGAAGGGGAGGGGGGAGAGGAGGCGGAAGGGUGGGAAGCACCGGGCUGAGAAGGAAUGGGUAUGAUGAGGUUGAGAGGGGUAGAGGAGGGUGUGAUGAUGACUCGAGAUCUGGGUCUUCGUAUGAUGACUAUGAUGGGGGCAGGAGGAGGAGGGAUGAUGAGUAUGAGGGGGGUGGGAGGAGGAGAGAUGAUGGUGAUGAUGGGGACAGGAGGAGGAGGGAUGAUGUGUAUGAUGGGGGUGGGAGGAGAGGUGAUGAGUAUGAUGGGGGUGGGAGGAGGAUUGAUGAUGAUUAUGACGAUAGGAGGAGGGAUGAUGAUUAUGACGAUAGGAGGAGGGAUGAUGAUUAUGACGAUAGGAGGAGGGAUGAUGAUUAUGAUGGUGGGAGGAGGAGGCGGGAUGAUGUCGAUGGGUAUGACCCGAGGGGGCCUGGGCGGGAUACGAGGAGGCGGAUGGGGAGGAGGAACGGCGGUCGCGAGAUGAGUGGGAGAGAGGGAACAGGGGACGAGGGGAUGGAGGUAGGGGAAAUGGGGGAAGAGGGGUUGUGGGUAGAGAGGAUGGGGGAAGAGGGAAUGGGGGGAGGGGGUAUGGAGGGAGCGGGGUGGAGGGAAAGGGAGGAGUGGAGGGAGAAUGGAGUAUAUGUUGAGGGAGACUAUGUGGAGGGUGAUUAUAACGAGCGGGAAAUGGGUCGAGAUAGGCAUGGGCAUGAAUAUGAUGAUGGGUACGGGGAGGAGGAGCAGGAGGGAGUGAGGGAGAUGAGGGGAGGUGGAGAGGAGAUGGGGAUGGAGGGAGUGAGGGAGGAGGAGGAGCAGGAGGAGGGGGACGGGGAGGAGGAGGAAGGGGAAGGGGAGGGACGGUAUGAUGCUGAUCCACAGGGAAGGGGAGAUUAUGGUUACAGACGUGGCGAUGGUUCUGGUUACCACAAUGACGUCACUGCUGAGCUGGCACAAGAUCCUCAUGAUCACCCUGAUGACGUGGCAGGUGAUUAUAACGAGCAGUAUGAUAACGCGUAUGGCAGUGGUGGUGGUGGUGAAGGUGAUGCUGGUGGUGGUGAUUAUUGUGAGAAGCAUGGGGAUGCUGAUGAUAGUCCGUACGAUGGGGAUGGGUAUGUAGUCGCUCAGGAUGGUUACCACCAGGACGGUUACCAGCCGGAUGGUUACCAGCAGCAGCAUGAUGGUUACCACCAAGAUGGUUACCACCAAGACGGUUACCACCAGGAAGGCUAUGCUGCUGUUGAUGAUGGUUGCGAUGAUGGUGGUGGUUACCACAGUAACCACAACACUCCAUCAAGACAUGCUACUGCAAGCCAUCCUUCCCCUCAAUACUCCUCCUCUCCCCACCACCGAUCUGCUAGCUACUCCCCCCAACAGCCGCCCUCGGCUAAUUCCCACCAAAACUCGCCAGCGGUGUUCUCCCCACAGCAAUCGUCUCAUCAUUCCUUCCAACUCCAAACCGCCUCCUACAGCAGUGGGAGUCCGGCUGCGGCCGGUUCUCCUGGGUUAGGAGGGGUUGUGAGCGGUGCUGGUGGUAAUUCUGCUCCUGGAGGAGGGGCUAUGCCAGGCAGAUCCUCAACAGCUGCCACUGGGCGCUCUCCUAUUGGCCACACCCGAUCUAACUCCCAGAGCCUACCAGUCACCAGAGGACACGUGUCACCAGGGGGGGGAAGGGGGGAUGCGGCAGGGGCAGCAGCGCCGCUGCCUGGGGCAUCGCCAGCUCGGCGGUCCAGGUGGCGCAAUAUCAUUGGCCGGCCGUUGGAGAGUUUCGCCGCCCGGUUUGAGCUGACAGGGGAGGUGCUGGGAAAGGGGUAUUUUGGAGACGUGGUGGUGUGCGUGGAGAGGGACAGUGGGGAGCAUUUCGCGUGUAAAGUGAUCAACAAGGGGAAUGUGAAGGUGAGAGCAGGGGGCAUGACCAUGGUGCUGGGGAAGGGGUAUUUUGGAGACGUGGUGGUGUGCGUGGAGAGGGACAGUGGGGAGCAUUUCGCGUGUAAAGUGAUCAACAAGGGGAAUGUGAAGGUGAGAGCAGGGGGCAUGACCAUGGUGCUGGGGAAGGGGUAUUUUGGAGACGUGGUGGUGUGCGUGGAGAGGGACAGUGGGGAGCAUUUCGCGUGUAAAGUGAUCAACAAGGGGAAUGUGAAGGUGAGAGCAGGGGGCAUGACCAUGGUGCUGGGGAAGGGGUAUUUUGGAGACGUGGUGGUGUGCGUGGAGAGGGACAGUGGGGAGCAUUUCGCGUGUAAAGUCAUCAACAAGGCAAAUGUGAAGGUAUGUAGUGGAGGGUGGGGUGCGGCAUGGUGCAGUGCGGUGCAAUGUGUUGAACUGACAGGGGAGGUGCUGGGGAAGGGGUAUUUUGGAGAUGUGGUGGUGUGCGUGGAGAGGGACAGUGGGGAGCAUUUCGCGUGUAAAGUGAUCAACAAGGCGAAUGUGAAGGUAUGUAGUGGACGGUGGGGUGCGGCAUGGUGCAGUGCGGUGCAAUGUGUUGAACUGACAGGGGAGGUGCUGGGGAAGGGGUAUUUUGGAGACGUGGUGGUGUGCGUGGAGAGGGACAGUGGGGAGCAUUUCGCGUGUAAAGUCAUCAACAAGGCGAAUGUGAAGGUAUGUAGUGGACGGCUGGGUGCGGCGUGGUGCAGUGCGGUGCAAUGUGUUGAACUGACAGUGGAGGCGCUGGGGAAGGGUUGUUUUGGAGACGUGGUGGUGUGCGUGGAGAGAGACAGUGGGGAGCAUUUCGCGUGCAAAGUGAUCAACGACGGUGGGACUCCAGAGGAUGCAGAGGACGUGCAGAAUGAGGUGGCAGCGUUGGAGGCGCUGAGGGGCCACCGGCACAUCGUGCAGCUCAUAGAGACGGUGGAGGAGCCAGAGACGGUCUAUCUGGUGAUGGAGCUGUGUCAAGGAGGGACCCUGCAGCAAGCGGUCAGAGAGCAAGGCCCAUUCACAGAACCCCAGGCAGCAGCGGUGGUGGCGGCAGCAGCAGAGGCGCUGCUGCAGUGCCACACCAACGGCAUCAUCCACCGCGACGUCAAGCCCGAUAAUGUCCUGCUCGGGGAGCGUUUGGACGUUUCUGGGGGAGGCGUGCCUGGGGACGUGAAGAUCUGCGACUUUGGCAUCUCAACGUUCUUCCAGCCAGGAACAACGUGCAGUGAGAUAGUGGGAACGGCCUCCUUCCUCUCCCCCGAAAUGCUCGCCCAGACCUACUCUUCUCCAACCGACAUCUGGAGCCUCGGCGUCUUACUGCACCUGCUGCUCUCGGGGUUCCUCCCCUUCCGCGCGCCGACAAAAGAGGCCGUCUUCGAGGCGAUUCUGGACGGCAGAGUGGAUUUCCGGGCGGCGCCGUGGCCGAUUGUGUCGCUAGCUGCCAAGGACUUGGUGUCUAGGAUGCUGACAGUGGAUCCCGAUGAGCGCAUCACAGCAGAGGAAAUUCUCAAUCACCCUUGGAUACUUGACCCUUGA
This is a messenger RNA of Closterium sp. Yama58-4, 4647 nucleotides long. The record is from the annotation of a GenBank genome assembly. Lineage: Eukaryota; Viridiplantae; Streptophyta; Zygnematophyceae; Desmidiales; Closteriaceae.